UAAUAUACACUUUUGCUGAAUACUUUGGCUGCAAGCGCUCCUGUAUACGUCGGGCCUCUGACAGACGCUGCCGCCGGUGUUCCUUCAUAUAGUCUCCCGUUGACGUAGGAUCACCGAGGAAGUACUUAUAUGGCCCGGAAAGCACUGGUCCUGUACUCCAUCUUCAUCUUUGGGAACGCGCCUCAUGCCAAGUACGCUGCUGACCCUCGCUCUCGCCGCUGCCUUGGCUGGACUAGUAUAUCUUCUGCGCGCCGCGCGCAGUACCCCGCGUAGUCGACUACCGCCGGGUCCGCCGACUGUCCCAAUCCUCGGCAAUCUGCUGCAAACGUCGAGCUCCCGUAUGCAUCUACGAUUCACCGAGUGGGCGAAGAAGUAUAACUCGGAUAUCAUCACUGUUAUGCUUGGACCCGCACCAGCGAUUGUUCUUUCGAGCGCCCGCGCGGUCAGGGAGGUUCUCGACAAGCAAAGCGGCAGUACCUCAGACCGCCCACCCCUCGACAUCAACAUGGUCGUCACCGGUGAUCUCGACAUUGUGCUAGCGCGGUAUACAGAGCGCUGGCGGCGUAUCCGAAAGGCGGAACACCUGCUGCUAUCGACAACCACGGUGCAGAAAUUUAUUCCUAUUCAGGAAGCGGAGUCAGCACAGUUACUGUAUGAGUUUUCAACAGCGCCAAAGGAGUUCUACCAUCACCUCGAGCGCUACGCCGCAUCCACGGUACUAUCCAUCACCUACGGCAAGCGCAGUGUGCGAUACGAGUCCUCCGUAGCGGAAGAGUUCACCAGGGACUUCAAUCGAUGGCUAACCCUGAUGGAACCGGGCAAUCACCCGCCCGUCGACAUCUUUCCGUUCCUGCAGAGACUGCCCGAAUUCAUGGCACCCUGGAAGACCGAGGCGCGCGAGGUAAGGCGGCUGCAGCGCGGUCUUUUCAUGCGGCUUCUCGAAGAAUGCGAGGAGCGUGUCACUACGGGUGGGAAUACGCCCUUUUACAUGGCCGACAUCAUCAGGAGCAAGGAAAGUCUCGGGCUCGACAGGGAGCAGUUAGCCUACCUUGGCGGUGACCUCUUCGGUGCCGGAACGGACACGACGGCGACUGCUCUGCAGAUGUUUGUCUGGUUGAUGGCGAAAUACCCAGAAGUGCAGAAGAAGGCGCAGCAAGAGAUCGAUCGCGUCGUCGAGCGUCUGCCAGGCCAGAAGGACGCCAGGAAUAUGCCAUAUCUGCAGGCCGUAAUCCAGGAGUUGCAUCGUCUACAUGUGCUGGCGCCAAUGGCGGCGCCGCACGCGGCAUCGGAGGAUGUUGAGUACGACGGCUACAUUAUCCCGAAGGGAGCUUUCAUCUUGCCGAAUAUCUAUGCGAUCUACCACGACGAGGAAGCUUUCGACGAGCCGGAGGCCUUCAAGCCCGAGCGUUAUCUCCUGACACCUCAUGGGACGAAGCCCGGAUACGAUGACAGCGCUUUUCGGGCGACGCUCAUGUUCGGUGGCGGACGGAGGAUCUGCCCAGGCAUGCACCUGGCUUCCAACACGGUUAUAAUCGCCGCGAUGCGUCUGCUGUGGGCAUUCUCGUUUGAGCCGGCGAGAGACGCGGCAGGCCGGGAAAUACCUCUCGACAUGUCGCGCUGGAAGACCGCUUUCGUUGAGGGACCUCUGCCUUUCGACUGCACUGUUCUACCGCGAAGUGUCGAGCGUACGAAAAUCGUCGGGCGAGCGUUCAAGGUCGACGCUACGCCGACACUGAAGACAUUUGAAUACGGACUGGACGAACGUGACGAGGCAUGGCUAGAUCAAAUACGACUAAGUGUGCAGACUUAGCGCGUAACGUGCACGUAGUCAGAGUCCGCGAAACAGUGUGAUAGCAAGACAUGGCAAACAAUAACCGUUGCUCGUAAUGAUAGUA
Schizophyllum commune H4-8 is the source of this 1895-nucleotide messenger RNA. Its product is annotated as cytochrome P450. Bases 185 to 1810 code for a protein of 541 amino acids. Gene Ontology annotation, molecular function: heme binding; monooxygenase activity; oxidoreductase activity, acting on paired donors, with incorporation or reduction of molecular oxygen. Lineage: Eukaryota; Fungi; Basidiomycota; Agaricomycetes; Agaricales; Schizophyllaceae. The record is from RefSeq and is a predicted model, not a curated record. The transcript has 12 exons.